CCUGAGUACCUGGACUCGACGACCUCCUUCAAGUCGGCGCUGGAGCCUUUCCUUCCCUUCCUCUAUCCUUUUCGCCACUGUUCUCGCUGUCGGAUCGCUCGCUGAGCACGCCUGCUUACUCAUCGCUGCCGGCGACGACCACGCUCGACGACCUUUUGCCUCAUUUCAACAGUUCAUCAUAUUCCCACUGGCGCACUGUUCAUACAAGGCUCUGCCUCCAAUGUCAGAGCUACCUAGGUUUACCAAACCGCGCCUUACUUUCCAUGUUGUCAAUCCCGGUUCUGAAUCGGAGAGCAGUGAUGAAGAUAGGCCCACUAAUGUCAAUCCCUACCAUCGCCGCGCGCCCCUUCCCAAUGUUCCCAAGUCUCCUCCACCGGCGCCUUCUCCUUUGACGACGAACAUGGCUCCACGUAUUCCUCGCUCACAGGCAUCUCACCAGUCUCUUUCAUCGCCGUCCAGUACCAGUUCCCCAGCCGCCGACGAGUCGACUCCGCCCCCAAGCACCCCAGGCCUUCCAAUACCUCCUGUGGAUCUUUCUACCGAUUUUUUACCUCAGCAGGACCCCACUAUUGUAUCCUAUAAUAAUGACCGAAGUGGGCGGAACGACAUUCAUAUUUCCACCUCCCGUAACGUCACCGGCAAGAUCUUUCAGCAGCUCAAGUCACCUUUUCAACACAGAUCUCUUCAUACUCGACCUCAGCCUAUACCGCCUGUCCCGCCACCAGUCAAUACGUCGCCUACUGUUUCUACCCCCGACUCUUACACCUCCGCUUCAAGCCAUAGCUCUACCACUACAGUUUCGGACAAAGUCUCUAUUCUCGCCACAGCAGAUUCUGAUACCUAUGUCAAUGUUGACAUAAGCGGGGUGCAGAGCGCAGCAGUUAUUCGAGAGUGUAUCUUCUCCAAGUUACACAUUGAUGACGACGAACAGUCUCGCUUUUCCCUUUAUCGUACCGAAAUAGGCGCCUUUGCUAUGAGUGACGCGCUGACAGAUGAAAAGUUGUUUGAACUCUGUCGAGAGUUCGGCGAUUCCAAAGGGACAUUGAAGCUUCUUGUCUCGCACUCAUCUGCGCCUGUGCAUGAGGCUGCACCUUCUUUACCGAGCUCACUCUCUCCCAGUGUCAACACUGUACCUCCACCUGUUCUACCCUCUUGUGCACCUCUAAGACCACGACGACGAUCUUCACGCCAUGGAAGUCUGUCCUCAGCUAGCGAGCAGAUACCUACAGAGCAAGCCGCUGCUUACGACGCUGACGUUGACGCCGAUAAUCAUAGAACAACCAUGCGCCCACCUCCCCACCCACAUCUCAAUACCGUAACCAGCGUUGUUUCCGUUCCGUCAUCAUCCGGACGUCGCCCAAGUGCUCCUGCUCGGCCUUCUUCACCCCUGAUACCUCCCCGCUCAACUACGCCCUCACCUCCAACUGGCAGCCAAAGUGAAGCAAAACAAUUUGUCAAUUGGUACGGAAACCUUGUGCCGGCUCCACCCCCUCCUCCGCCUCUAUCAUCCGUACCACCACCUCUAUCACCUCUCAGCGCCACUUUUGACGACAGUAGUUUGACCCCUCCCGCCACGCGGACUCAUGGGCGUUCUGGAUCUGAUGCUGCUGCCGAAAGAGAGCAAGCAUUGAGAGCUUCAGAACAAAUUUUCGAGACGGCAGGUCGGCAGUGGCAAAGUCAACUUGACCAUCAGCCAUCUCGAGAUAAUCUCCAAUCAAAAGAACGCCGUACACGGGGAAGACUCGAACCGCAACGACGGGACCUAGAUGAAAGUUUGGGCCGUCCAGAAUCCUGGGUCGUUGUUUCCCGUGAUCAGGAGAUUCCGACCUCACCACCUCCCCGCCAGUCGCCAAAGCAGACCCGAGUCAAAAAUCCAUUGUAUCCCUCACGAUACAGAGCUACACAAUCAGGUCGCCCUAUAGUAGUGCCGGCACCUCCGCGUCAUCCUCCGCCACCCGUACCUCAUACAUCUCCCGAGAUUCGUAGUCCCGGAACUAGUCGUCAAGCCGGUCAACCUGUACCUUCAACGUAUGUCGUGACUUGGAAAGGUGAAGAGAAGGCUGACCAAAAAUCGACUGGUACCCCUACUUCAUCCACCGAUCCUUGGAGACCCAUCAGAACAGGUGCCAAGAGCAUGGAUAAUCUCCGGGCUGCUGCCUUCAACGGUGGACAUCCCCCUACGUUGCAGCCUGGCAUGCCUCGACGUCAUAACGGACAGACCUCUAUGAAUAGAUCAAACGGAAAUAUUCCCUUCACGUCCGGGCCUAAGCCUUAUGAGUCACGGACACCUGUUAAGCCCUUGCCGGUCCAAGGUCCAUCUCAACGUUCUUCGCAAUAUAACGGUAGAACGACUGGAUAUCCAGGAGGGUAUAUGUCCCCCAACCAAGACCCAUUCCCGAGACCGCUUUCGGCUUUCAGCGAUGUUAGGACUGCUAUGACCUCUCCGACAAACAAGUAUCCGCGGCCAACACCAUCAUAUUCAAACACGAUGGAAUAUCCCGACUCAACGCGCUCUCCUCCUGUACCUUCCCUGCCUCUCUCUGGCUCUUCGCGACCGUAUAAUAACUCUCGAGAUGUUCAUGAUACCACCACAAAAUCUCCACCACAAAGUCCCAUCAGUCCGCAUAGCCCAAGGUCAACACGCCAAAGGAUGCCGACGAACAAUGCUGAGACUUCUUCAUCGGGGACGGUAGUAGGCACGCCCAGUGAUGCAGCUUCAGAGUCUACCCUGGGGACAGACCAACGUGCAUGGCUUCUUCAGGUAGAUCCGGAUCAAUCGGAAAGUACAGUUGUACCACCUCUUCGCCUAGACAGAACAUCAUCUUCCCUUCCUAAUUCCAAGCCAUCGUUGGAGAUGUCAUCAAUGGAGUUAUAUAACAGCUCCAGUGACUCGGACAGUGACCAUGCAGACUCCGGCACAUGGAAGAAGCCCUUCUUGACGUUGGACACGACGCCAAGUACUAUUCCUAGCGUGACAAUACAGUCCUCUCAGUCUAGCGGCUCUCAGUCAACUCCUGUGUCAUCAUCACAGACUGCGAAGCUAAAGACGAGAGGAAGAGGGAGCACUUUUACUGACACUCGCCCACCGCCAGAGGAUGUCUAUGAGCGCCUGGAGGAUUUCUUCCCAGAACAUGACUUGGAUAAGCCUGUUAUCGAGGCGAACUCUGGUGGUACCUCACCUACAACUGUAGAGCAAGUUGCGGAAGUCAGUCCCGAGCCGGCGUCUAUUGCUGUGCCUCCCAUUCCAUUAAUGGUUGAGAAGUCGCGUGUCAAAGGGAAGAAGUCAAUUCGACAUGUAGCUGAGGAGCACAAGCGGCGGAUCAAUCGCACCUCCAAAGCAGACUCUUCUUUCGCUUCGAGUGUAUUACGCAAAAGAAGCACAAAGCUGUGGGGCAGUCGGCUGGAAGAGGUUACUACAGCGCAAGCCCGAGCAAAUAUGGGUGGACCUUCUCCCGAAUCACCCAAUGGCGGUCCGACUACUUUUAAAUGGGUCCGAGGGGAAAUGAUUGGUAGAGGAACAUAUGGACGCGUUUAUCUUGCUCUUAAUGCCACGACGGGGGAGAUGAUUGCUGUUAAACAAGUCGAAAUUCCGAGGACCACGAGUGACAAGAAUGAUUCUCGACAAGUUACUGUAGUUCAGGCCUUGAAGCUUGAGAGCGAAACUCUGAAAGACUUGGAUCAUCCAAACAUAGUCCAGUAUCUGGGAUUCGAGGAGACACCUUCAAAUCUGAGCAUCUUUUUGGAAUACGUUCCUGGUGGCUCUAUCGGAAGCUGUCUUUUGAAACACGGCAGGUUUAGCGAAGAGGUUACGAGGUCCUUUACUGGACAGAUCCUUGGAGGUUUAGAGUACCUUCACUCGAAAGGGAUUCUUCAUCGGGAUUUGAAGGCUGACAAUAUUCUCGUAGAGAUGUCGGGCGUUUGUAAGAUUUCAGAUUUCGGCAUUUCAAAACGGACGGACGAUAGAAGUGGCGGUGCGGAAACGGCUAUGCAGGGGACCGUCUUUUGGAUGGCUCCUGAGGUUGUGAAUCCACAAGGUAAGGGAUACAACUUCAAAGUUGACAUCUGGAGUGUCGGCUGUGUUGUUCUGGAGAUGUGGGCGGGAACAAGACCGUGGCAAGGAGAUGAGAUGGUUGCUGUUAUGUUCAAGCUUUAUCAGUUGAAACAGCCACCUCCCGUACCUGAAGGCAUUAUCCUGUCAGACCUUGCUGAUGAUUUCCGCAAGAAAUGCUUCGCAAUAAAUCCCGAGGAACGUCCAUCCGCACAGGAACUGCGGAAACACAAAUAUUUAACACUUGAUCCUGACUGGCAGUUUACUGGAUUUAACUAGGAUGUCCAUUAUUGAUUUCCUUCGCCUCUGAACAUUGUCUUUUCACUCUCCACGUUCUCUCUCUACUGCGCAUCUAUCGCUCAUCCAUUCGCACAUUCAUCUGUUCAUCCUUCUUGCUACUCCUACACAUCUCUUCGUUGUCGUUCAUGUCAUUUGUUUAGUAUAGUCCCAUCGGUAACCAUUUGUAGUCAUCUAUUAAUGUCCUAGUAAUUACGCUGUGACGUCAUUCUACUACUUUACACCACAGUUACCACCGA
Messenger RNA from Desarmillaria tabescens, 4584 nucleotides. RefSeq names its product MAP kinase. The transcript is spliced from 8 exons. Lineage: Eukaryota; Fungi; Basidiomycota; Agaricomycetes; Agaricales; Physalacriaceae. The record is from RefSeq and is a predicted model, not a curated record. The coding region runs from base 221 to 4327 and encodes 1368 amino acids. Gene Ontology annotation, molecular function: ATP binding; protein kinase activity. Gene Ontology annotation, biological process: protein phosphorylation.